Stylonychia lemnae is the source of this 450-nucleotide messenger RNA. NCBI's taxonomy places the organism in Eukaryota, Ciliophora, Spirotrichea, Sporadotrichida, Oxytrichidae. The record is from the annotation of a GenBank genome assembly.
AUGAUAGGAAAAUUACUUUAAAAGACAAGAAAUGAUCUCUGGUAAGGAUUGAUUGCUGUGUCUGUUAAGAAGGAGUAUAACAUCAAUGAUGCUGCAAAGAAUGUAUCGGGACAUAAUCUACCAAAGGCCCCAGAGAACCCUUACAGAAAGAGACCAUUAAAGCUUAAAUACGACAAAAAUGAUUAUCACGCUUUCAGAUUACCUUCAGAGCAAGCUUUCUUACUCGGUGGAUUUGACACUGAAGACCUUUUCGGGAAAAGAAAGGGCAUUAAUCACUCACCUCAUAUUAGAUCUCAACUUGAUUUAGACUCAAAUCUUGUUUGGGCAUAUUUCUUGUUCUGUGUGUUAGCUCUUGGAUUAGAGUAUAAAUAUCAUGAUGAGUUCGUUGUUCUCAGACAAAACUUCCUCAAUCAUGAUAUGGGUAGAUUUACUGAGGAAGACUUCAAGUGA